Molecule: messenger RNA, 1076 nt
Organism: Eubalaena glacialis (North Atlantic right whale)
Lineage: Eukaryota; Metazoa; Chordata; Mammalia; Artiodactyla; Balaenidae
Gene: CMTM7
Product: CKLF like MARVEL transmembrane domain containing 7
Exons: 3
Coding region: 161-808 (215 amino acids)
Cellular component (GO): membrane
Source: RefSeq, a predicted model, not a curated record
CCUCCCCCGCGCGUCCGGGGGAGGCUGGGUGGGCGUCCUCAGCGCGGGCCGGGGGCUCGGGCCCCGCCCCGGCGCCACGCCCCCGCGGCCCCACCCAGCCUCUCCGCUUCUGGCCUUCGGCCUCGGCAGCUGGAGGCUGCCGGCCGGCGAGGGCCGCGCGAUGUCGCACGGACCCGGGGUCGUCCACACCAUGUGCAGCAGCGGCAGCGCCCCGGGAGCCGGGGCCGGCGCGGGGCAGCUGGGCGCGAGCUCUUCGGAGGGGCUGCUGGACCCCGUCUACCCCCGCACCCACGGAGCGCUGCUGAAAGUGGCGCAGAUGGUCUCGCUGCUGAUCGCCUUCAUCUGCGUGAGGAGCUCUCUGUGGACCAGCUACAGUGCCUACAGCUACUUUGAAGUGGUCACCAUUUGCAACUUGAUCAUGAUUCUCGCCUUUUACCUGGUCCACCUCUUCCGCCUGUACCGCGUGCUCACCUGUAUCAGCUGGCCCCUGUCGAUGCCGCCGUCUGAUGCCCUAACAGCCCUCCAGCCCUGUAGGAGGCGCUGCAGGACGUGUGACCCACGCAGAUGGAGGGGCUUGAGCCGGCGGCCGCAGGAGAGACCGGGGUCUGGGUCCCCGGGCCGGUGGAUGCGGGAGGGGCCCUUCCUCCGGCUCCUGAGCGGGUCCAGCCUCUCUUGCCAGCCUUCUUCACGUCCUCAGAAUAUUCCUCCGCGUCCGGGAAAGAAAAGCAGCCUCCAGGGAAAUCUGAUCUCGCCCUCCUGCUUUAAAACCGCCUCAGGGACAGAUGCCCCCCUCCCCCCGUUAAGGUGAAGGGGGUGGUUUUUGAAUAUUCCUGCCGAACCCUUCCCCUCUCCCCAGCCCUCGGGGAGGGGCGCUGCCUUAAAUCCUCUUGUGAAAACACAGCCACCUCCUAAUUUAUCUCGCUUGGAAAUCUGGUCUUGAAGGUACCCUCUUUCUUAAAGUGAGGCUUAUGGGAGCGCCAUGCGGUCAGCCUGUCCACAAAUAGGAGAUCUCGGUUCCUUUUGUUACCAUUGUGUACGUGUUUGUGUGUUUUUAAAUAAAAUGUUGACUUGGCCAA